Molecule: messenger RNA, 2437 nt
Organism: Equus quagga
Lineage: Eukaryota; Metazoa; Chordata; Mammalia; Perissodactyla; Equidae
Gene: AOC1
Product: amine oxidase copper containing 1
Exons: 6
Coding region: 86-2359 (757 amino acids)
Biological process (GO): amine metabolic process; response to antibiotic
Cellular component (GO): plasma membrane
Molecular function (GO): copper ion binding; primary methylamine oxidase activity; diamine oxidase activity
Source: RefSeq, a predicted model, not a curated record
CCCUGGCACAGGCUUCCUUGCCGUCAUCUGCCUCCCCGGCUGCCCACUUGGACGUUGGAACGGAGGAUCGUACUGGCGAAGAGCCAUGGGGCGAGCGACCCUGGCCCUCAGCUGGGCCGCUGCUGCCAUCCUGGCACUGCAGAUGGUGGCCGCGGCAGAGCGCUCGCCAUGGACCCUGCGCGGCAGGGGCGAUGUGUUCGCAGACCUGAGCGCGCAAGAGCUGAAGGCCGUGCGCAGCUUCCUCUGGUCCCAGAAAGAGCUGAGGCUGGAGCCCUCCAGAGUGUUGACCAUAGCCAAGAACUCCGUCUUCCUCAUUGAGAUGCUGCUGCCCAAGAAGCAACGGGUGCUGAAAUUUCUGGAUAAAGGUGAAAGGCGUCCAGCUAGGGAGGCCCGUGCCGUCAUCUUCUUUGGAGCCCAAGAGCAUCCCAACAUCACCGAGUUUGCUGUGGGGCCCCUCCCAGAGCCCUACUACAUGCGCAAACUGCCCUCCAAGCGUGGACACCCGGCCUCCUGGGCCUCCAGGCCCAUCUCUGCGGUGGAGUAUGUCCUCCUGAGCCACGCCCUGCGGGAGCUCACCAAACCACUGCACCAAUUUUUCCUGGAUACCACAGGCUUCUCGUUCAAAGACUGCCACACCCGAUGCCUGACUUUCACAGACGUGGCUCCCCGUGGCCUGGCCUCUGGCCAGCGCCGCACUUGGUUUAUCUUACAGCGCUAUGUAGAAGGCUACUUCUUGCACCCCACUGGGCUGGAGCUCCUCGUGGAUCAUGGAAGCACAAAUGCCCAAGACUGGACAGUGGAGCAGGUCUGGUACAACGGGAAGUUCUAUCAGAGCCCAGAAGAACUGGCUCAGAAGUAUAAUGAUGGAGAGGUGGCUGUGGCGGUCCUAGAGGACCCACUUCCCAAGGGCAAGAGGGGAGAGAACAUAGAGGAGCCACCCCUCUUCUCCUCCUACAAGCCACAUGGGGACUUCCCCACCCCCAACACUGUGCACGGCCCCCGCCUGGUCCAGCCCCAAGGCCCUCGCUACAGGCUGGAGGGCAACACUGUGCUCUAUGGGGGCUGGAGCUUCGCCUUCAGGCUGCGCUCCUCCUCGGGGCUGCAGGUCCUGAACGUGCACUUUGGGGGGGAGCGUGUAGCCUAUGAGGUGAGCGUGCAAGAGGCAGCCGCGCUCUACGGAGGACACACACCCGCGGGCAUGCAGACCAAGUACACUGACGUGGGCUGGGGCUUGGGGAGCGUCAGUCACGAGUUAGCCCCUGGCAUCGACUGCCCAGAGACGGCCACCUUCCUGGAUGCCCUGCACCACUACGAUGCUGAUGACCCCAUCCACUACCCCCGAGCCCUCUGUCUCUUUGAGAUGCCCACGGGGGUGCCCCUUCGGCGGCACUUCGAUUCCAACUUCAACGGUGGCUUCAACUUCUACGCAGGGCUCCAGGGCCAGGUGCUGGUGCUGCGAACGACUUCAACAGUCUAUAAUUAUGACUAUAUCUGGGACUUCAUCUUCUACCCCAACGGAGUGAUGGAGGCCAAGAUGCACGCCACCGGCUACGUCCACGCCACCUUCUACACCCCCGAGGGGCUGCGCCACGGGACCCGCCUGCACACGCACCUGCUUGGCAACAUGCACACUCACUUGGUGCAUUACCGCGUGGACCUGGAUGUGGCAGGCACCAAGAAUAGCUUCCAGACCCUGCGGAUGAAGCUAGAAAACAUCACCAACCCCUGGAGCCCGAGACACCGCCUGGUCCAGCCGACUCUAGAGCAGACGAGGUACUCGCGGGAGCGCCAGGCGGCCUUCCGCUUUGGACGGACUCUGCCGGAGUACCUGCUCUUUACCAGCCCCAAGGAGAACCGCUGGGGCCACAGGCGCAGCUACAGACUGCAGAUCCACUCCAUGGCCCACCAAGUGCUGCCCCCGGGCUGGCAUGAGGAGCGGGCUGUCACCUGGGCCAGGUACCCCCUGGCAGUGACCAAGUACCGGGAGGCGGAGCUGUGCAGCAGCAGCAUCUAUAACCAGAACGACCCCUGGGACCCGCCUGUGGUCUUUGAGAAGUUUCUUCACAACAACGAGAACAUUGAAAAUGAGGACUUGGUGGCCUGGGUCACAGUGGGCUUCCUGCACAUCCCCCACUCAGAGGACAUCCCCAACACAGCCACACCGGGAAACUCCGUGGGCUUCCUGCUCCGCCCCUUCAACUUCUUCCCCGAGGACCCAUCCUUGGCAUCCAGAGACACUGUGAUCGUGUGGCCUCGGGACAACGGCCCCAACUACGUCCAGCGCUGGAUCCCUGAGGAGGAUGGGGACUGCCUGAUGCCCACCCCUUUCAGCUACAAUGGAACCUACAGGCCUGUGUGAAGGGCCCCCUGCCCCCAACUAACUCUUACCUAGAAGCCCAUCACCCCCCAGGGAUGGAUAAUAAACCCCUCACGCUCA